Messenger RNA from Closterium sp. NIES-65, 1182 nucleotides. NCBI's taxonomy places the organism in Eukaryota, Viridiplantae, Streptophyta, Zygnematophyceae, Desmidiales, Closteriaceae. The record is from the annotation of a GenBank genome assembly.
AUGGCGGCGUAUGACACGUCACUAGGGCGGCGAGGGAUACUGGAGGAAGGGGGACAACAGCCAAGUGGACCCGUUCCGCUCUCCACGUCAGCAGGCUCGCCGCCACGUGGACCCAUUCCGCUGUCCACGUCAGCAGGCUCGCCGCCACGCGGCGCUGUAGGAGGGUCACCCCCACGCGCCACCGCUGGUCGCCCCGCGAGUCGCCCCGCAAGUCGCCCCGCGGCUCGUUCGGAGAAGCUGGCGGAGAUGGGCGGCGGGCUGGGCGGCGAGACUCGGAUCUUUGCGCGCGGGCAGACCAUCUUCUGGCGGCUGCUACAGCUGGCGACGGCUAUCAUUGCGCUGGCUGUCAUGACUGCUUCCAGUGCCAAUGGCAUGUACUUCCAAUACUACCAGCUCAUCUGCAUGCUGACGCCCAUGGUAGCACGGCCGCCUGCACCACACCACAACACCAUCCCCACUGCCUCCGCUUCACCUCGUCCCCCUUCCUCCUCUACCUCCCCCCCGACUUCCCUCCUCCCUCCUCCCCCUUCAGGCGGUCAUCUCAAUUGUCCGGCCAUGACAGGGGUGACAGGUCAAGCGUUCAUCUCAAUCGUCACAGCCAUGGCAGCAGUGGGUGGCUGGCAGGGGUGUGCGUUCAUAUUCAUGGUGGCGGCAAUGACAGCGGUGGCAGCGUGGUGCCUCGCCCAUCUGCUGCACUCCAUUGGUCGCCUCAUGACCCGCAAGUGGCGCAUCACUCUCUUCGCGCUCCUCGACUUCGUCAGUGCCCUGCCUGCCGCCCUUCCCCCUCGCUCCAUAAUAAAAUGCACACAUGAUGAACUUGAAGCACUAAUGCCCCGCAAGUGGCGCAUCUCUCUCUUUGCCCUCCUCGACUUCGUCAGUGCCGGCUCUCCCUUCCCCUCGCCCUACACUCGUGGCAUGGAUUGCUCUGGUUGGCGCCUCUGCUGCAGCGAGCUCGUGGCAUGGAUCGCUCUGGCCGGUGCCUCUGCUGCAGCGGGUCUCACCAGCUUUGCCGACAAGGGAUCAGGGAUGGUGCAGCCAGGGUACUGCCAGAUGGGGCUGUUCUCCAGCUUCUGUGCGCGCACCAAGGCUGCCACGGCAAUGGCAUUCAUCACCUUUUUCGUCCUCAUCCCCUCCCUCAUUGCCUCUGCCACGCGAGCCGUUGUCAGCUGGUUCGAGGACUAG